Molecule: messenger RNA, 2841 nt
Organism: Bacillus rossius redtenbacheri
Lineage: Eukaryota; Metazoa; Arthropoda; Insecta; Phasmatodea; Bacillidae
Exons: 6
Coding region: 478-1422 (314 amino acids)
Source: RefSeq, a predicted model, not a curated record
CGGGGCUCAGUCGACGCGACGGGCUGCCAGCUGAUCGGGAGGAGGGGCGUAGCUCCGACGGGCCGCGGGCAGUUCGCGCUAUCUUCCCCCCUCGAGAGGGGUCAUCGCUGUUGUCGAGAGCGCGUCGCGGUGUGACGGAUUGCUGGUUCACGUCUUCAGUCAUUCACACAGUCGUUUGCUUAAAGCGGGAACUCCGGGGAAAGUGCGUCGCUGCAACUCGCCGGGAGCGAAGGCGGGGACUCCACAUCGACCCACGCGGCCCUGAGUCCGGAACAGUCGCUGAGCUGCGGGGAGAGGGGGGGGGACUCUGAAGAAACCAACUGACAAUCAGUGGGGCGGCCCAGGUGUGUGAGGAGGGGAGGGGAGCAGGAGGAGGGGCGGCCCAGCGCUGCCAACCCCGCGGCAGUCCCCGGCAGUCCGCGCCGCGCGCCGGUGCUCCGGUGAUGUGACGUGAGGACCCCGCGCGCGCGCCCCGCCAUGUUGUCGUACAUGCUGCCCGUGGAGGACAAGCCGCCGCCGGCGCCCAGCAAGACGCACCUGCAGCUGCAGCUGCAGCAGCAGCAGCAGAGGAACGGCCGCGCGCCAGUCUCCUCGGAGAGCAGCGCCAGCAGCUUCAGCAGCAGCGAGGUGGCCAGCUCGGCCAGUCAGAGCACAGUCACGCCCACCGACCGGCCCAAGCCCAAGCUGGUCAUCAACGGCACCAAGCACCACGCGCCCCUCAAGAGGGUCUCCUUCGGCAGCUCCAAGGGCUCCAUGGUGGAGACGCUGAUCUACGAGAGCCCCCUGCAGGAGGAGCCCGAAGCCAGCCCCAUCUUGGAGAUCUCCUGCCCCUUCCCGAGUGACUCGGAGACCUCAGAGUCCGAGCCCAGCAAGAGGGUGCGGGUCACGUUCUUCGAGUCUGAGCGGCCGCUGGCGGUGACCUCGCCCGACCCCAGCGAGCUGCUGCUGUUGGAUGCUGCGGGCCCCGCCAUGACGUCCCCCGCCCCCGCGCCCGCCAUGGCGUCCCUGGACUCCGCGCCGCCCUACGACCGCCAGAACAGCACUGACAGCGGCUGGGACAACCCCUUCCGGCCGGACGGCGACCUGAGCCGCGAGGCGGACCAGAUCGUGGAGCUGAUCAAGGGCGGCAAGCCCAUCACGCCGACGCCGCUGCCCGAGGCGGCCGCGGAGACCGCCCCCGCCCCCGCCGUGCUGCAGCAGCAGGCCGCGCCGCCCCCGCAGCAGCAGCAGCAGCAGCAGCAGCAGCAGCAGCAGCAGCAGCAGAAGGCGGGCGCGAACGGCGCCGCCCCCUGCGCCGCGGACAAGGCGGCGGCGCCCGUGGAGGUGCGGCGCGAGACCGUGGUGCCCGCGGGAGACGCCUCGCAGGUGGAGCACGUGGUGCUCAAGAAGAAGCCCAAGUGCAAGUGCUGCGUCAUCCAGUAACUCUCGGUGCACUCUCUCGAGCCGCGAUGCUUCUGCCCUUUCUGCCCUUUCUGCCCUUUCUGCCCCCACGCCUAACCCUCCCCUAGCGCGCCCUAACCCUCGUGUCCAGUAGCACCGGGGACGGAUCCCUGUCGACUCUUGUGUACAUAACCUCAACACACACAUUGUUACAUUGUUAAAUUACAAUAUUAAAAAAUAUAUAUAUUUGACGGAUAAAACUAAAGUUACUUUUAAAGUUUGUAUUACUUAAAAUCCUGUACAUAUUCAAGGGCCGAUAAAAAGUAAAUUGUUACAUUGUUAAAUUAAAAUUUUAAAAAAAUAAAAUCAUUUGACGGAUAAAACUAAAGUUACUUUUAACGUUUGUAUCGCUUAAAAUCCUGUACAUAUUCAAGGGCCAAUAAAAAGUUUCGUCUCCCCCAAGCUGCACCCCCGGGGGUUGGCUGGAAUUCUCCCCCCCCCCCCCUUUUUUUCUUCUUCUAGAUCCGUCCCUGAGUGAUACUGGUACCAACGUCUGCAGACGUGAUGGAAUUUUCACGUGGUGCUAGAGUAAAAGAAAAAAAAGAAUCCAUUUAUUUUUUUAUUAUGUUAGAUAAUCCCACUUUGUAAUACAACACAAGGUUAUUCUGGCAUUUAAGUGGUAGCACCUUAACUACACUCAUACGUUGAUUAAAAAUGCAAUGAUUUGUUUGUGUCCUGAUGAAUUUUAUUUUUGUUUAGUAUUUUGGAGCUCUGGUUCAAUCCUUGUUCCAGUUUAUUGUUUAGGGUACUCACUGUUAUGUUGGUUGUAAGUAACGAUAAUGCAAGAAGAGAGUCGUGCACUUCUGGGGAAACAGGACUGAUGAAAAAUGAAUUACCAAAAUGCUGUGGUCAAAAGCACUAGUGCUAAUUUAUAAAUGUGUAUAAUAAGAAAUUUAUAUGAAAAUAUUGAAACAGAGUUUCUAGAAGUGACUUUAAUGUGAAGAUGAGGUGUAUUUACAUGUGGUGCAUUUUUCCCAGCUUAAUGCUUCUGUCGAACAAUGAAGUCUUGGUCGUUGGACUGUUGAAGAUGCAGCGAGUGCAUAGUUAUUGCAGAGUAAAUAUUUUUUUGAGAUAUCUGUGAAGGGGGUGAGACGGAAGAAGCGAUAUACCCUGCGUCACACCUUGAUUAGGUAGAACAGUGUGAUGGUGGUGCUUUGCGACAGUUUGAAAGUGCUGCUUUCGGCAGGUGGUACAUCCUGCUGCAUACAUAUAUUAUCUGUAAGAAAAUUGUAAGACCAAUGUGAUCUUAAUUUUAGUUUGAUGUUAGGGAGAGUAAAUAUACAAAAAAGAAAAUAAAACUUUAUCAUAUUAAUUUAAUGUUAACAUUGGUUUUUUAAUGUAAAUCUUUGUGUUUCUAAAACUUUUUAAACUGACUUAAAAUAUUACAUUACUUUGUAUUCA